This is a messenger RNA of Xiphophorus couchianus (Monterrey platyfish), 3209 nucleotides long. RefSeq names its product mitochondria localized glutamic acid rich protein a (gene mgarpa). The transcript has 8 exons. The coding region runs from base 117 to 1844 and encodes 575 amino acids. Lineage: Eukaryota; Metazoa; Chordata; Actinopteri; Cyprinodontiformes; Poeciliidae. Gene Ontology annotation, biological process: anterograde axonal transport. The record is from RefSeq and is a predicted model, not a curated record. Gene Ontology annotation, cellular component: mitochondrion.
AGAAGAAGACUCUACAGCGCACCACAGUGGGCAGGUCUGGUCUCCGCCUCUCUGUGCGUUGCUGACACUACACCACGCCGUGCUUCUUCCACUCAGCACUUACUGAAGCUGCAGCGAUGUUUUCCUGCAGAGCGGCCUGGCAGCGGUGUGGGCCUCUGGCUCGGACAGCGGCCUACAGGCUGCCACUGGACGGUGUGCAGCGGCGGCCAAUGUCGUCAGUCCCUGGAGGCUCUGGGCAGAACAUCCUGUACACGGUGCUGUGUGGUGGAGUUCUGGUCGGCACUCUGUCAUAUGGAUAUAAGACUGUGACCUCAGAUCGCGAUCGGUAUAAUGACCGCAUCAGUCAACUCAGAGCCAGACCCAAGGCUGAAUGGACCCCUAAACCCUGGCCACCUAAAGGCAAAGAUACAGAUGAAGACGGAGAGGCUGACGCUGGGGAAGAGGAAGCUGCUGCUGCUACUGCUGCUGAUGAGGCAGAAACCAUAGUGGAGGAAGCAGCUGAGGCAGUUUCAGAGGCCGCCGAGGCAGUUUCAGAGGCCGCCGAGGCAGUCGCCCAGGUGGCACAGGAAGUGGAGGCAGCUGCAGAGGAAGUAGCCAAAGUGGCUGAGGCAGUGGAAGAGGCUGCUCAGGCUGUGGCCGAACCUGCCGCUGUCAGCGCAGAGGAGACGCAAAGCGAUGUGCCACUAGCAGCUGCCUCUGCAUUAGAGUUACUGAAGAAAGCCGAAGGAAAAGAUGACUUUGCAUCCAACGAUCAAGAACCCCUACCACCAGAAGUGGAAACACCUGCUGAAAAAGUGACCCCUACUGUUACAGAGGUCUCGACAUCAGAUGGAGAUACUUCAGUCAAAGCUGUAGCAGUUAGUGAGAUUGUUGCACCAGAGGAAGAUGGAAAAGUUUCUGGAACUGUAGAAGUAGCACCAGCCACAGAGUCUCCUAUACCACUAGAGGUAGUGUCAAUAGAAGAAUCAGCAGAAGUUGCGCCAGUUGCUGAGGUGCUCCCUACACCAGCAGAGGUUGCACCAGUUGUUGAGGAGGUCCCUGUACCCAUAGAGCUUUCAGCAGUUGCCGUGGAGGCCCCUCCAACCAUUGAGGUUGCAGCAGUUGUCGAGGAGACUUUGACACCAGCAGAAGUUGCACCAGUUGUUGAGGAGGUCCCUGUACCCAUAGAGUUUUCAGCAGUUUUUGAGGAGGCUCCUCUAGCUGUAGAAGUUGCAUCAAUUGUCGAUGAGGCUCCUGCACUUGUAGAGGUUGCGCCAGUUGUUGAAGAGACUUCAACACCAGCAGAGGUUGCUGCAAUUGUUGAGGAUACUCUUGUACACGUAGAAGUUGCACCAGUUGUCGAGGAGGCCCCUGCACCCAUAGAGGUUGAGGUAGUUGCCAUGGAGGCCCAUGCACCCAUAGAGACUGCAGCAGUUGUCGAGAAGACUUUGAUACCAGCAGAGGUUGCGCCAAUUGUUGAGACUUCAAAACUAGCAGAGGUUGAGGCAGUUGUCGAGGAGGCCCCUGUAGCCAUAGAAGUUGCACCAGUUGUCGAUGAGGGCCCUGCACUCAUCGAGGUUGUGUCAGUUGUUGAGGAGACUUUGACACCAGCAGAGGUUGCACCGGUUGUCGAGGAGGCCCCUGCACCCACAGAGGUUGCUCCAGUCAUGCAGGAAACUCCAGCAGGAGUAGAUUCUAGCAAAGAAUACAUUGUUGUUGUCCUGGAAGGAACACCCAAAGAAGAGAAAAGACUCAAGGUCCUAGGAGUUGGCCCUAUGACCGGUAGAACAAUCCCUGCUCCAGAAGAUGACAGUACCCCUGCCUCUGAGGGUAGGCGACGUCGUCUUAGGAUUCAAAUGCAGUAGUAUCCAACAAAGUAAAGCAGUCCUAAAUGAUGAUUUUCAGUCCUCCACUAGAAGACGGAGGAUGUGCCUUUCUCCUACACUUCAUCCUUCAGCUCUGAAAUACAAAGGGAGUAACUGGUUACGCAUUACUGACAUGGUACAGUGUUUAGAUCACCAGCUGCUUUAUUGAGCCCACAUAGCCCAUUACUGUGAAACGUCACAUGUGUAACAGUUGCAUUGUAGCCAGAUUGUUUUGGGAAUAUAGUUUUUGUUGUGUUGUUAGGAACAUUUAUUGUCUCCUCUGUGAACUACAAUCUGUUUACAGCUUUUGACUAAACUGAGCCUUUCAAACAUCCCAAAGCUUUUAUUGUUACACGUUAAAGCUUUAACGACCACUCCAGUGGAAUAUGUUGACAUUGAGCAUCUCCAAACAUUGCCCCGCUGCCACAGUAUUAGCUCUCACAGCGAGGAGCAUUCAGAUCCACCAGCAUCACGUUAUAGAAACCAGCCUCAGGCUUUUUUCUCUGGUGCUUCUGGUUCCAGGUGGAAUCACUCUGACUGUACUUUAUGUUUAUGAACAAACACAUGAACCCAUGAGUAUGACCUUCUACCUCACUGUUUCCCUCAUGUUCAUCAUUUUAAAACAAGCCCUUACAGCUCUGUGCAAUCCAAUCAGUGUUAGGUUUCUUGCUCUGCAACAUAGCACUUAAACCAUUACCUUCACAAUGGUCCCAUUAAAUUGUAAUGGGGUCAUUUUUAAAAACACUCCAAGGAAAUUAUGUGAAAAAAGAAUAAUCAGCACCAGGUACCUGAUGUUAUAGACAUAGAUUAAGAUUGAAAAAGGAAACCAGUAAGGGAACUGUAACUAUAGUCAGUAUCAUCUCUAAUUUACACAUAUUGGAAUCAUCAUUGAAUCACUGAGUUAAAUGGGGAAAUAAAGCAGCAUCCUGUUCUUUCACUCUUUGUGUUUAUAUCCUGUCUUGUUUUUCUAUUUUUCUAGAGUUAACCCUGUAUUUAAGUGGACCUUAAAGGCUUCCAGCAUGUACAAACAUGUGGCAAACUGUAUGUUAAGGGAUUCUGAUUUUUAAUGUGCCAAUGUUUCAGUAUGUCUGAAAGAAGGCCUCCAGUGUGAAAAGCUUUGACAACUCUGUUGUGGUUUUCCUUCCUUCAGAUUUUUCUUCCUCUUUGUGAAUUUCUUUAUUUCAUAGGGCAGCAGGGAUCACUGAAGCUGAACUGAUAGAAUAGAUGUUUUUAAAUGGGAUGUUACACACUGUCCUCUAUGCUUUCAGUUGGCUUUCUCUAUUAGACUCUAAAUGGUUGCCAUUAAAUAGCAGAUACUGUGAAAAUGUACUCUUGUUUUUCAAAAUAAAGAAUUUGAAAACAGAA